GUAAGACUAAUUGUACAAAUAACAUGGCAGUUGAUAAAGUGACCAGAAAAUUCCAGCCCUUAAAAACAUAUAUAUGUUCCACAGUUACUCAGUAGGUGGCACUUAAAAGCUUAGAUGAGCUUUGCAGUCGCCAUUUAAGUACCAGCAGCAGCUGAAGCUGAAGUCAGUCCAUCUCUGAGAGAAGAGAGUGUGUGUGUCUGGAGGGAGAUUGCAACCAAGCCAACAAAAGCAUUAACCACGGCCCAGGCACCCAGAGAGAGAGAGAGAUAGAGACAGACACACACACACACACUAGAGUAGGACCAGAACAGCAAGAGCACAGGUAACAGAACAAGGAUCAGAAAGCAGCAACCAACAAGACACAAGAGAGAAGCAGCCGGCUGAGUUACAGCUCCUUUAUUUAAAAACAGAUAGCUGAGGUUUCUCUCGGAGAAAACCCACAACAGAAAGGCUCUACUGCUGGUACUAUGACAGGCAGGAACUGAAGAGCAUUUGGCAGAGUUGUGUUCCUUCUCAGGCUUCUAUUACCCCCCACGAUUUUUCACAUUUGCUGUCCGGUCACCCUAUUAUCAAAGAGAAGACCAAGAGGUGACUUAACUACAGUGUGUUUCCCCCCUAGUUGAGCAUCAGAUACAGUGAAAAGCAUGCCUGAGCAAAGCAAUGAUUACAGGGUGGUGGUGUUUGGAGCUGGAGGAGUUGGCAAAAGUUCCUUGGUCUUGAGGUUCGUCAAAGGCACUUUCAAAGAGAGCUACAUUCCCACCAUUGAAGACACCUACAGGCAGGUGAUCAGCUGUGAUAAGAGCAUAUGCACUUUGCAGAUUACCGACACUACUGGGAGCCAUCAGUUUCCAGCCAUGCAACGUCUGUCUAUUUCCAAAGGACAUGCUUUCAUAUUGGUUUUUUCAAUCACCAGCCGACAGUCCUUGGAGGAACUCAAACCCAUCUAUGAACAAAUCUGUCAGAUUAAAGGGGAUGUGGAAAGCAUUCCAAUUAUGUUAGUGGGAAAUAAAAGUGAUGAAAACCAAAACCGAGAGGUGGAGAGCAGUGACGGAGAAGCCAUGGCCAAGAAGUGGAAGUGUGCCUUUAUGGAGACUUCUGCCAAGUUGAACCACAAUGUGAAAGAGCUGUUCCAAGAGCUGCUAAACCUAGAGAAACGCAGGACUGUGAGUUUACAAAUUGAUGGUAAAAAAAGCAAACAGCAAAAAAGGAAAGAGAAGCUGAAAGGCAAAUGUGUGCUCAUGUGAAACUUGCACAGUUAUAAAGCAACCAUGUAGUCUCAUUCUUUCUGACAGAACCCAACGUGAAACCUAUAGACAAUGAGGAACCAUGUAAAAUCCUAUUUAUUAGUAGCUGUUAUGAAAGAAAUACACUAGAUUUUUUUAAAAGAGGAGUUUAUUUGCUAUGAAAAAAAACUCCCAGCAACUCAAAACAUAGUUAGAAAAUAAAAUCAAGAAUGAAAAAGGUAGGAAAGGAUUUCUAAUUUUAAAGCAAAUAGAAGAAAAAUUAAUUCCUUAUUAACAAUAUACUGCACUAUGGAAGGACUGGAAGUCAAUUACUUAUGUUUAUUAUGCUGUUUGCAUAGAACUGUAAUGGAAGGUGAUAUAUCUACAUAAUGCAGAUUUAGAAGAGAAGGAAAUGCCAAUGAAGAAAUCUAGAAUGUAUAAAUGCAUGUUGGAUUAAUUUAUCAUAGUCUUCAAGAAUGCUGGAGAUAACACAAAUAUUUUUCUGUACAAGUCUUGGUGCUGACUGUUCAUGGUUGAAGGGUGUGGGGAAGAAAAUAACCCUGGAGCUACCAAUUUAUAAACUAUUGUACAUUUGAGGGAAAUAAAGGGGUUAUGCAGCGAAAUGUGAUAUUGAUUCUCCACUUACCAUAUUAUGUCCCUCCUUAGUAUUAUGCUGAUGUGCAGUGUUUGAACUGAAUGAUGGGGAGGGGGGAAAAUCUCCUUGGGUCAGCGGGAGAUCAUCCCCUGCUCUCUGGACCCAGCUAAACCAUCAUUUCCAGGGAUGGUCUGAACUUCUGGCCCAAGAUAUUUCCGAAGAGCAAAUAUUUGCCUUUGGAGCAUGUCAGUUUAUAUCAUAUGGUGUGCAGAUGGGGGAAAAUUUUCCCCCAGGAGGACAUACUCUGGACUCCCUCUACAAAGGCCUCUGUGGAAAUUAUUCAGUUCAAACAUUUCUGAUAAGAGCACAAUAUGAUUGAUUAAUGAACAGAUUGUCUAUAGAAUUGCAGGCAGGCGUGUGCGUGUGUGAGAGAGAGAGAGAAUGAUUUUGCUCAUAUUGCCAGAUUUGCCAAAUCAAACUUCUGUAUAAUUACUGCAUCUGAAUUAGGAUUUUGCCUGCAUCUUAUGAUAAACAUACACUAAACUAUUAGAUUUAUUGUCUUUAAAUUGGCAAAUGGGAGUUAUAUUUAUUAUUUAAAUUUGUGGUCUGAACAACUGAGACUAUUCAGGGAACCAUAGCUGGCUGUCUUUACUUAGAGAAAACUUUUAUUGGUCCCAUCUCUAGUGGCAUUAAUAGAAGACUUGCCUAAGUAAAGACUACAGGAUUUGGCACAUUAACAGUUCAGUCAAAAAGUGAGUUACAAUGCAAUACUAGGUUCACAAUAGAAAAAACAGGUUAAGACUUUUUUUUUUAAGGAAAACUGCUUUUUUGCAGUCUGAGAUGGAGAAUAAGUAUAUUUAAUGUGAGUUAUUUUGAAAUCUCUCCAAAGUUUUUUUUUUUUUUUUUAAAUACACAACAUGAAUGGUUUGCUCUAUAUUCUACAACUAACAGCAAAGUGAAGACCAUCAAAGAUGAAAAAAGCACAUUAAUUUUUUUAACGGCUAUGAAAUUGUAUAUUCUACAGUUUGUACCUUUCUGCUUUAAAACAAAAGGUAUUUUUCACAAACGUGCAUGUCAAAAGCAUAUUAUUGUAAAAUGCAGUCAGAUAUGAGGAAAUUUUGCAUGCAUGUUACAUUAUAAAUGUCUUAUAAAAGCAGUUUAAAUGCAGUAUUCACUUUAGAAAUAAUUACCUUGUUCUUAAAGUGAUUUCUUGUUUACCUUCCAACUUCCAAACAGAAAUGCAACCAGUUAGUUACUGGAUAGCAUGGUAGAAAAGGAUUGUAGCAGGCCAGCUGCCAGCACUGCUGUUCUCAAAAGAGAGAAGAACUUAACUGUUGUAAUUCUCUCUGGGCAAAAUCCUGGCUCCACUGAAGUCAAUGGAAAAACUCUCACCGACAUUAGUGGGGCCAGGAUUUCACCCUCUGACCUAAUUACAGUAGAUCUAGAGAAUUGUAACUCUGCCGCUAAUUCCCAGCUGCAAGAGCUACUGAGCCAGUUUUUCCUUUUAAUCCUUAAAAUAAUCACAUACGACUGAAUAAGGAAAAGAAAUGAGAAAAUUGGAGUGAGUAUAACAAACAGGCUUAAACUCUUCCUUCACCUUUUGAUAUUCACAUUAAAAUGAAAUUCAGGAUUUCUCUAGUCAAUUGACCAUCUAAAACAAUUCUUAAAUGUAUGAAGGAUUCUGGAAUUGUUUUAUAUUGCUGAGUGAUUUUUCUCUCAGACAGGCUAUUGAAAAAACAAACAGUAUUGGAAGAACAGUGAUGUGACACAUUUAUCAGUGGUAUAUUUAGUGGGAAUUACAUAGAUGUUUACUCUGUUUGUAAGCUAAUGGUUAAAGUGGUUAAAGAUCCUCAUCUUCCUAAUUUUGGACUCCAUUAACAAAAUGGAAAAUAAAAGAAUGACUAUGUUUAAGAAAUAUUGUUGCAGCCAGCAACAAAUUAAAAAAAUGAGCCACAGACAGAGCUCAACUGUAUGGCAAUUGAACUCCAAUUGAUGCUAGUAGUCAUUGUGAAUAUGUGUCAAAGGCACGAUUGUGUUUGACUUGUGUCUGAGAACUUUUUUUGGUAUGCUACAUUUAUAUGAUAGCUGUAUAGAAACAAACUAAAAAGUCACCUUAAAGACAAAGAGCCUUAUUACAAUAUUACUUACUUGCUUUUACUUUGAUGAAGUUAUUCAUAAUUUACACUUGUAAAUGAGAUCUCAAUCAGGCUCAAAGUGCAUGACUAUAUCAAUAUUAUUGGACCAAAUACCAUCCUGGACUUCAGUGGCAGACAGAGAUUAGCAGUUCUGCAGUGAGAGUAGAAAUAAAACAAGAAAACCUGUUUCUGUUAGGGUUAAGGACCAUUUCCUUUGACUCCCAUUGGAUUCCUCUCCAACAAUAUAAUAAGCCAUGAUUUAUUUCAUGCACUUGCAUGUAUUAAAGCAAGGUCAGUAUAGAAGCAAUAUUAUUCAUGGACCACUGACUCUAAUGUAUUUUAUACCCUUGCAUUGCCAUUACAGUUUAUAAUACUAAAAUGUUCAUAUCUGUGAGCUGGUCAAAAAUAUUUGUUUUGCUAUUACUGAUACAGAUGUUCUUUUUCUUUAUAGAACAACCAACAAAAAAAAAACAGGGGAAAUAAAGAGAAAAUACAGUUUUGUUAUAUUUUGUGUUUUCCUUUGAAAUGUGAUACCAAUAUACAUAAGUUCUCUGAAAAUGUACAUAAACAACAUUGCAUACUGAAUGCAGUAUUGUAGCUGUGUUGGUCCCAGGAUAUGAGA
Messenger RNA from Chelonia mydas (Green sea turtle), 4575 nucleotides. RefSeq names its product DIRAS family GTPase 2 (gene DIRAS2). The coding region runs from base 645 to 1244 and encodes 199 amino acids. Gene Ontology annotation, cellular component: plasma membrane. Gene Ontology annotation, molecular function: GTP binding; GDP binding; GTPase activity. NCBI's taxonomy places the organism in Eukaryota, Metazoa, Chordata, Testudines, Cheloniidae. Gene Ontology annotation, biological process: signal transduction. The transcript has 3 exons. The record is from RefSeq and is a predicted model, not a curated record.